GCGUACAAACAUUGGGGGAAGUUUCUCAGAAACUUAAUUGGCUCUCUGUGUGUUUUGACCGGCGUACAUUGGACGAUGUGCUGUAGAAUAUACAACGUGAGAGAAAUUUAAAAAAAGGCGACACCAACACACGUCCACGUGGAAUGAUACAAAAUUGGCAAACAGGGACAUAAUUUUGCAUCAUUCUUUUGGUGCAUCUGAACAGAACUUCAUAAAAUAGGCCGGACUUUUUUAUGGAAUUGAGAAUAAACAUUUAUUUAUGAACUUCAUUUCGCUUUUUCAAUUUAAAAAUCCGCUGAAUAGUAAAUGCGGUACCCAACCCUGUCCAGCUGAUAAGCGGCUGGGGUUGCCCAGCAACCCUGCAAAAAAAACACACAAACGUCAUCGAGCUGCAUGAAGAGUAAAUAAACCACCCAAGUAAACACGGUAGGCGUUGCAAACGGUACACACCUUCGAUGGAGCUGGAACCGAGCAAAAUCGUAGACUUUCACUAUGAAUACACCAACGUGGACGAUAAACCGGCGAAACUGGUGUACGCAAUCGAAAUCCCGUACAAAGGAAGUGUGGCCGAGCUGAGCCACCAGAUCGUAUCCGUACGGAUGGAUCCAAUCAUGAAGUUUCUCCGGGCGGAUCGGAACCUUCUGCACACGCUGCAAACGUUUAUCGAGCGUGAAAAUCAAACGUUCUACGACGAUCGGGAUGAGUUGCUGCUGGAAAAAUUUCGCAAUGGAACACCCGACGUGGAUGGGUUGGCACUGGACAUGGAGAAACUCUACCGGGAGGAGAUACUCGAGUUUGCCGAUCGGGUAGGGCCCACCGAUGAGGAAAUAUUUGCACAAAGCUACCAUCAGCUGGUGCAUUCGUCACUGCUGCCGGAAAUAUUGAGCAAAGAGCGUGAGUAUGCGCGCACCAUUUCCAGCUUGGCCACACAGAUGACACAGCAAAUUACCACGAUGAACACAUUGCAUCAGGAGGAGAUAGAUUCGAAAAUUAAGCUGCUAGACAUAUCGAUUACACCGGAAAACAUCAAUCACAUGUUAGCUAAGCAGUACGGCAUGCAGAAUAUGAUCCGCAAGCAGUGUGAGUCGGAGCUGGAAUCUACACGGGGUCACCAGAAACACGAGUACCGGAACUGGGUAACGCAGCAUGUGGAUGAAAGUUUUCUUGCCCAUUCCGAGAGCCCAACGCAGAUCGGUAACCGAUGGUCGAUGAUUUCGACGCAGGCACCCUCGAUGGAGGAAAGUUUCACCAUCCAUCUGGGGUCCCAGCUGAAGCACAUGCACAAUAUACGCAUUCUCAGUACCCGGGUGUCAGAUCUUUGCAGUCCCCUGUACGGUGAUGCAUCGUUCGGUGGACCAAACGUGGCGUUGGGGCUUUAUUCCAGUUCGCUGUGCGGUAUCGUAGUACUGACACCGUCCGGUACGAUCACACCGGACCGGGAGAUACGGCGCAAUGCGAAUAUGUCGACCGAAUUUCACUUCGAUCAGAUCGAUCGACAGAUCGAAAAGAUACAGGAAGACUUACGGAAUCUUCAGCACGGUUCGGCAGUGGAGGCGGGUGGUGCUCAAAGCCUAGCGGCUGCCGGUGGACGGCGACCGGAUCGUACGGUGGUGACGGUGAAACCCGGUGAUGCAUUUAUUACGCGCCAUUCGAAUCUGUCUCACUCCCAUGUCAUCUUUCAUCUGAUAUCGGAUGAAACAUUCCAAAGUCCGAGUGAAAUCAAUUCCCGCCAUCCUGUGAUACUGGGUUUGCGCAACAUAUUGAAAAUCUCCAGCAGGCACGACAUCACCACGCUGACCAUUCCGGCUUUACUGCGGCACGAAAUGUCGGAGGAUAUGACCGUGAGUUGGUGCAUACGACGAGCAGAAUUGGUUUUUAAAUGUGCCAAAGGAUUUAUGAUAGAAUCGGCCAGCUGGGGCGGAGCUGAACUGAACACAUUGCAGCUUCUGCUACCACACGACAUAUCCGAGGAGUUGUUCCGAACCCUUGCCGAUAUGGUACCGCACGUGUUUCGUGUGGCAAAUCCCAAAAUUCUCCAGUGAAGAGUUUUUGUAGUUCAUUCUCGAAAGAGAGUAGAGGAAUCUCGAUAAUUACGCAAAGUUUGUUGCAUCGAAAGGCUAGGUAAAUGUAUACUCGACGAAGGGUAAUAUUGUUACAAUUGUAAUAUAAGUGAAAUGCUAUCAAAUCAAUCAAAUAAUCCAUUACGUGCAAUUAUACAGAGACGCUCUAUGCUUUAGCUGAGUUAUUCCUAAUUUAUAAAUUGUAAAGAAUGA
Molecule: messenger RNA, 2273 nt
Organism: Anopheles funestus (African malaria mosquito)
Lineage: Eukaryota; Metazoa; Arthropoda; Insecta; Diptera; Culicidae
Product: protein C12orf4 homolog
Exons: 2
Coding region: 456-2042 (528 amino acids)
Cellular component (GO): cytoplasm
Source: RefSeq, a predicted model, not a curated record